AUGCUGCGGGGCCCAGAGGGGCCGGUGCAGGUCUGGGUGGGCGGCCAGCUCUUCCAGGCAGACCAGGCCCUGCUGGUGGAACACUGCGGCUUCUUCCGCGGCCUCUUCCGCUCCGGCAUGAGGGAGGCGCGCGCCGCAGAGGUGCGCCUGGGCGUGCUCAGCGCGGGCGGCUUCCGAACCAUGCUGCAGGUGCUGCGCGGCGAGCGGCCCACGCUGGCGGCCGACGACGAGCUGCUGCAGGCGGUGGAGUGCGCCGCCUUCCUGCAGGCGCCGGCGCUGGCGCGCUUCCUAGAGCACAGCCUCACGUCGGACAACUGCGUGUUGCUGUGCGACGCGGCCGCCACCUUCGGGCUGCGCGACGUCUUUCACAGCGCCGCGCUCUUCAUCCGCGACGGCGCCCGGGAACUGGCAGCGGAGCUGGCGCUGCCCGAAGCCCGCGCCUACGUGGCGGCGCAGCGGCCCAGCAGCUAUGUGGCCGUGAGCACUCACGCGCCCGCGCCCGGCUUCCUGGAGGACGAGUCGCGCACGCUGUGCUACCUGGACGAAGAGGAGGACGCAUGGCGCACGCUGGCCGCGCUGCCCCUGGAGGCCAGCACGCUGCUGGCAGGCGUAGCCACACUGGGCAACAAGCUGUACAUCGUGGGCGGUGUGCGCGGCCCCAACAAGGAGGUGGUGGACCUGGGCUUCUGCUACGACCCCGAUGGCGGUACGUGGCGCGAGUUCCCCAGCCCACACCAGCCGCGCUAUGACACUGCUCUGGCUGGCUUCGACGGCCGCCUCUACGCCAUUGGGGGCGAGUUCCAGAGGACGCCCAUGAGCUCUGUUGAGUGCUACGACCCGGCCGUGGGCUGCUGGAGCUUCGUGGCCGACUUGCCUCAACCGGCCGCAGGUGUGCCCCGCGCCCAGGCGUGUGGCCGCCUCUUCGUAUGCCUGUGGCGGCCGGCUGACACCACAGCCGUGGUGGAGUACACAGCGCGGGGUGACAUGUGGCUGCCGGUAGCUGAGCUGCGGCGUUCACAGAGCUAUGGCCAUUGCAUGGUGGCCCACCGCGACAGUCUCUACGUGGUGCGAAACGGACCUUCUGACGACUUUUUGCACUGUGCCAUCGACUGCCUCAACCUGACCACGGGCCAGUGGACAGCGGUGCCCGGCCAGUUCGUCAACAGCAAAGGAGCGCUUUUCACCGCAGUGGUGCGCGGCGACGUUGUCUACACAGUCAACCGCGUGUUCACGCUGCUCUACGCCAUCGAGGGCAGCACCUGGCGGCUGCUCAGGGAGAAGUCCGGCUUUCCGCGGCCGGGCUCCUUGCAGACUGUUCUCCUUAGACUGCCUCCUGGCGCUCCAGGGCCCGUGGCAUUGCCGCUGCCAGAACUGUGA
Messenger RNA from Otolemur garnettii (small-eared galago), 1377 nucleotides. It is a transcript of the gene KBTBD13, whose product is annotated as kelch repeat and BTB domain containing 13. Gene Ontology annotation, molecular function: protein binding. The transcript has a single exon. The coding region runs from base 1 to 1377 and encodes 458 amino acids. Lineage: Eukaryota; Metazoa; Chordata; Mammalia; Primates; Galagidae. The record is from RefSeq and is a predicted model, not a curated record.